AGCAAGAUACUCACCACUGCAGAUUCAAGAUGCUUUAUCUAGUGGGACUCGGCCUUGCCGACGAAACUGACAUCACCGUUAGAGGUCUGGAGGCGGUCAAGAAGGCCGAGCGCGUAUACCUCGAAGCAUACACAAGCAUCCUGCUUGUGGAGAAGGAGAAACUAGAAGCUUUCUAUGGACGUCCGGUCAUCGUAGCGGACCGCGAAUUGGUCGAAACUGGCAGCGAUGACAUUCUCGCUGGGGCCGACAAGGUCGAUGUCGCAUUUUUGGUAGUGGGCGACCCCUUCGGUGCUACAACACACACCGACCUAGUUUUACGGGCCCGCGAAUUGGGAAUUGAGUCCAAGGUCAUCCCCAACGCAUCAAUCAUGUCCGGUAUUGGCUGCACCGGUCUGCAGCUGUACAACUUUGGACAGACGGUCAGCAUGGUCUUCUUCACCGAGACCUGGAAGCCCUCAUCAUACUACGAUCGUGUCAAGGAAAACAUUGGGCUGGGUCUUCACACAUUGGUUCUGUUAGACAUCAAGGUCAAAGAGCAGUCGCUGGAGAAUAUGGCACGUGGACGUUUGAUCUACGAGCCUCCACGUUAUAUGACAGUCGCGCAGUGUGCCAGCCAAAUGCUCGAAACGGAGGAGGAGCGCCAGGAAGGCGUCUGGAACCCGGACAGUCUGGCUGUCGGUGCUGCUCGCGUUGGAGCCCCCGACCAGAAGUUGGUCGCGGGUACUCUCAAGGAGUUGGCAGAAAUUGACAUGGGUCGACCCCUUCACAGUUUGGUUCUACUCGGCAAGCGGGCACACGACCUGGAGAAGGAUUACAUCAAGCAGUUUGCUGUAGAUCAGGCGACUUUUGAUGCCGCUUGGCAGAAAGGCGGCUACGGUACCAUGUAGGGUACUGUUGCCUCUUAACGAAUGAUGUUGAACGAAAAUAGAGAUUCAUCGCGCUAAAUCAAAAUAAGUGAGCUAUCCGAACCGAGACUUCCGAAUACACCCAAAGCCAGCUUCGUGAUGAAUCAAGUCGAUCGCAUAUCAUCAUCCAUAAGACGUUAAAAUCACUCAUGCCGUACAAUCAUCAAGCCGUCUU
This is a messenger RNA of Aspergillus homomorphus CBS 101889, 1080 nucleotides long. RefSeq names its product diphthine synthase (gene dph5). NCBI's taxonomy places the organism in Eukaryota, Fungi, Ascomycota, Eurotiomycetes, Eurotiales, Aspergillaceae. Gene Ontology annotation, biological process: protein histidyl modification to diphthamide. The record is from RefSeq and is a predicted model, not a curated record. Gene Ontology annotation, molecular function: diphthine synthase activity. The coding region runs from base 30 to 887 and encodes 285 amino acids. The transcript is spliced from 3 exons.